UUGUUUCUUUGACACACGGGCCGAGUGAGGAGUGACAUGGCGUCGACGAGCCGCGGAGAUGCUCUGGCCCUUCCUAGAGUUCAGUGUCCCAACCACCCUGAUGCCAUACUGGUGGAGGACUACAGAGCGGGAGACAUGGUUUGCCCUGAAUGCGGCCUUGUAGUAGGUGACCGUGUAAUUGAUGUAGGCUCCGAGUGGAGGACAUUUUCCAAUGAGAAAGCCCUCAAAGAUCCAUCCAGAGUGGGAGAUGCCCAGAACCCACUGCUCAAUGGAGGCGACUUAACCACCAUGAUCAGCAAGGGAACCGGCGCAGCUAGUUUUGAUGAAUUUGGAAACUCCAAGUACCAGAACCGGCGGACCAUGAGCAGCUCUGACCGGGCCAUGCUGAACGCCUUCAAAGAAAUCAGCACCAUGGCAGAUCGUAUCAACCUACCAAGGAACAUCAUAGACAGAACAAACAACUUAUUCAAGCAGGUUUAUGAACAGAAGAGUCUGAAGGGGCGAGCCAAUGAUGCCAUCGCCUCAGCCUGUCUCUACAUCGCCUGCAGACAAGAAGGUGUACCAAGAACAUUUAAAGAGAUCUGCGCCGUCUCUAGGAUCUCCAAGAAGGAGAUUGGAAGGUGCUUCAAGCUGAUCUUGAAGGCCCUGGAGACCAGCGUGGACCUCAUCACCACUGGAGACUUCAUGUCCCGCUUCUGCUCAAACCUGGGCUUGCCCAAACAGGUACAGAUGGCGGCCACCUUCAUCGCCAGGAAAGCUGUGGAGCUCGACCUAGUGCCCGGCAGGAGCCCCAUCUCGGUGGCUGCGGCAGCCAUUUACAUGGCCUCCCAGGCCUCUGCAGAGAAGAAGACCCAGAAAGAAAUCGGGGACAUCGCCGGUGUUGCAGACGUUACGAUCAGACAGUCGUACCGUCUCAUCUACCCGCGUGCUGCAGAACUCUUCCCUCCAGACUUCAAAUUUGACACACCCGUCGAUAAGCUGCCACAACUGUGAAGACGACACUCUCUACACGCUGAUAUUUUUCUGCUGUACUUACAGGAUUGUAUUCUUUCUUUUUUAAAAUCAUAUUUGUGUUGGAUUUGGAAGAUUUCUCUUGGACUCCUAAUACUCCAAGCCGUUUGUCAAGGCGCUCUCACAGGAAUAAAACGGACACAUUCCAGCGCUUAAACAUUUUGCAGACUGUACUUACAGUAUUUCAUUUGAGUGUAUAUACUGUAUCAUGUAUAUAUGUCCAAGUGGGAAAAUGUAAUUGAUGCUUGCAAUUUUAGGCUGGUUUCAUACUGUAUACAUAAAACUUUGUUUUUGUAGAAAAAUGACCAGGUUCUAUUUUGUUAGUUUGUUUGAAUUGUUUCAAGUAAUUUAAAAAAAAUAAAAGAUUUUCAUUAAAG
This is a messenger RNA of Chelmon rostratus (copperband butterflyfish), 1388 nucleotides long. It is a transcript of the gene gtf2b, whose product is annotated as general transcription factor IIB. NCBI's taxonomy places the organism in Eukaryota, Metazoa, Chordata, Actinopteri, Chaetodontiformes, Chaetodontidae. The record is from RefSeq and is a predicted model, not a curated record. Gene Ontology annotation, molecular function: TBP-class protein binding; RNA polymerase II general transcription initiation factor activity. Gene Ontology annotation, cellular component: transcription preinitiation complex; nucleus. The transcript is spliced from 7 exons. Gene Ontology annotation, biological process: transcription initiation at RNA polymerase II promoter; transcription preinitiation complex assembly. The coding region runs from base 37 to 993 and encodes 318 amino acids.